Perkinsus marinus ATCC 50983 is the source of this 1332-nucleotide messenger RNA. RefSeq names its product Nucleolar GTP-binding protein, putative. Gene Ontology annotation, cellular component: nucleolus. The transcript is spliced from 15 exons. NCBI's taxonomy places the organism in Eukaryota, Perkinsozoa, Perkinsida, Perkinsidae. The coding region runs from base 1 to 1332 and encodes 443 amino acids. The record is from RefSeq and is a predicted model, not a curated record. Gene Ontology annotation, molecular function: GTP binding.
AUGGCCAAACAGACGAGGCACAAGGGUUUAGGAGGCGCCAAGUCGAGAGGGCAAGGGAAGGCGUUCAAUCCUGGCAAUGCCAGUACUAAUCCCGACAGGAAAACCGCGAGUAACUCUCCGGGGUUUAUGCGCUCUAAGAAUACGAUCAAGCGACUUAACAUGUACAGUCAGAAGCUGAAGAAGGCCGAUUUGAAUAAACGUAAAAUCCAGCCAACUGGGCCGGCUCGGAUCGCCCCCGAUCGUCGAUGGUUCGGCAACACACGCGUUUUGAGUCAGCAAAAGUUGCAGAAGUUCAGAGAGGAAAUUGGCCAGAGCGUGAAUGACCCUUUCCAGGUGGUAUUGAAGUCGUCCAAACUACCGAUGUCGUUGUUGACGGAAGGCCAGAACGAGAGUGAGCAACCUCGAGGAAAGGUCGCCCGGAAGAAUCUCCUCGCUGUGGAACCCUUUGACAAGACGUUCGGGUCGACUAAGACUCGUAAGCGACCACGUCUGAGCACUGGCAGUAUGGAGGAGAUGGCUAACAAGGCUAGCCGUAUGGCUGAGGACUAUGAUCCCAGCAAGGACAAGAGCUGUGAGGAAAAUCGUGUUCUCAGGGAUGAAGAACACACUGUCGUGAAUGAGGAGGUGUUCAAGAAGGGCACAUCUCGACGUAUCUGGCAAGAGCUGUAUAAAGUGGUUGACUCCAGUGAUGUUAUCCUUGAGGUUAUCGACGCCCGCGAUCCAAUGGGAACGAGAUGCCAGAAGCUCGAGAGGGAAAUCAGAAGAACUCGACCGAACAAGCAUAUCGUCUUGAUUCUCAAUAAGUGCGAUCUUAUACCGACGUGGGCGACCAAGCGUUGGGUACAGGUGUUGAGUAAGGAGUUCCCCACCCUAGCCUUCCAUGCGAGUGUGACCAAUCCUUUCGGAAAGUCGGCUCUAUUUCAAUUGUUACGACAGUUUGCGCAGUUGCUGAAAGAGAGGAAGCACGUAUCCAUAGGCAUGAUCGGCUACCCCAAUGUUGGCAAAAGCUCGGUCAUCAACGCGUUGAAGAGGAAGAAGGUCUGCAAGGCGGCUCCUGUGCCAGGUGAGACGAAGGUAUGGCAGUAUGUUGCUCUUACUAAGAGGAUAUAUCUCAUUGAUUGCCCUGGUAUUGUACCGGCUACUAGCGAUGAUUUCAAACAGGAGGGUGGUACAGACCCAUCAGUUUUGGGCGGCGAUAUGAGAGAGUUCGAGAAGUCCUCUAUCGACCGUCUAGCACACAUUUAUCACGAUGCUGCAACCAGUGUGGUGGACACUACUGCAGUUUGCCUCACUGAGAAAAUGAAUGCAGUGGAUCUGCCUAGGUAUAUCUAA